This is a messenger RNA of Aspergillus homomorphus CBS 101889, 1364 nucleotides long. Its product is annotated as NAD(P)-dependent alcohol dehydrogenase. Gene Ontology annotation, molecular function: zinc ion binding; L-iditol 2-dehydrogenase (NAD+) activity. Lineage: Eukaryota; Fungi; Ascomycota; Eurotiomycetes; Eurotiales; Aspergillaceae. The transcript is spliced from 3 exons. Bases 235 to 1311 code for a protein of 358 amino acids. Gene Ontology annotation, biological process: D-sorbitol catabolic process. The record is from RefSeq and is a predicted model, not a curated record.
GGUUGAAAGGCAGCCACUAUGUAUUUAAGUCGCUUCUGUGUUCGUCCUUUCGCUGUCCCCAUGACCACGGCUUGUCCCUCAGCUUUCCUCUCCCUCCCUUAUCAACAUAGUUUGGACUCUCUUUCAGCGUGUACCCCUGCCAAUUCUUGCUUUCUUCCAUCGCAUCAUUCGAAUAGCCAGUGUUCUCGCUCUGUUUGACCCAGUGCCAAAUCAUUGACUGAAUAUUUGCCAGCUAUGUCUGCCCUGAGUGCUGCUGCCCAGAACAUCUCAUUUGUCCUGGAAGGUAUUCAUCGAGUCAAGUUCGAAGAUCGGCCUGUGCCAGAAUUGAAAGGGCCCCAUGAUGUUCUUGUGAAUGUCAAGUUCACAGGCAUAUGCGGGAGCGAUGUACACUACUGGGAACAUGGUUCCAUUGGUCAGUUCGUUGUCAAGGAGCCUAUGGUGUUGGGGCAUGAGUCGUCAGGAGUGAUCAGCCAGAUCGGUUCAGAGGUCACCGGGUUGAAAGUGGGCGAUCGAGUUGCGCUUGAACCCGGCGUGCCUUGCCGUCGGUGUGAACCGUGCAAGUCCGGGAAAUAUAACCUGUGUGAGGAGAUGGCUUUUGCUGCAACUCCUCCUUACGACGGAACUCUCGCCAAAUACUAUGUUUUGCCCGAGGACUUUUGCUACAAGGUUCCAGACACUGUGACCCUGCAGGAGGCUGCACUCAUGGAGCCCCUCAGUGUUGCGGUGCAUAUUGUCAAGCAGGCCAGUGUCCAACCCGGCCAAUCAGUGGUUGUUUUCGGAGCUGGACCAGUGGGACUUCUAUGCUGCGCUGUAGCGAAGGCGUAUGGUGCGUCUAAAGUUAUUGCCGUGGAUAUCCAAAAGCCAAGACUCGACUUUGCCAGAAGCUAUGCAGCAACUGCAACAUAUGAGCCGUUCAAAGCUAGUCCAUUGGAUAACGCAAAACGAAUCAUCGAGCAGAAUGACCUGGGCACGGGCGCGGAUGUGGCAAUCGAUGCGUCUGGGGCAGAGCCAUCCGUGCACACUGGAAUACAUGUUGUCCGCGCUGGCGGUACGUAUGUACAAGGCGGUAUGGGAAGGAGUGAGAUCACUUUUCCCAUCAUGGCUGCAUGCACCAAGGAAUUGAAUGUGAAAGGCAGUUUUCGUUACGGCAGUGGCGAUUAUAAGCUUGCAGUUUCUCUCGUUGCUUCAGGCAAAGUGAACGUCAAGGAUCUGAUUACUGGCACUGUCAAAUUUGAAGAUGCCGAAAAAGCAUUCGAAGAGGUCAAAGCUGGAAAGGGUAUCAAGACACUUAUCUCCGGCAUAGACUCAUGAGUCUUACAUACCUAGCUAGAUGAAUUGGGAACGUCAAUAUUUUCAACGUGCUG